Molecule: messenger RNA, 1062 nt
Organism: Phlebotomus argentipes
Lineage: Eukaryota; Metazoa; Arthropoda; Insecta; Diptera; Psychodidae
Product: retinol dehydrogenase 12-like
Exons: 4
Coding region: 1-1062 (353 amino acids)
Source: RefSeq, a predicted model, not a curated record
AUGGAUUUAUUCAAUCACGUCUCUGCGCAAGUGGCCCAAUUGGGCGACAGCCUGAAAGAAAGUGUUCCUCUGGAAGUGCGAUACUGUUUAGGCGCAGGAGCGGCGAUUGCAGGAAUUUACUUCUACAGGAAAUACAUCGAAGGCGGUCAAUUCAGAAAGGAUCAUGUCAAAAUGGAUGGAAAAGUUGUUAUCAUAACCGGCGCCAACACAGGAAUUGGGAAGGAAACUGCUUUGGAUUUGGCAAGGAGAAAUGCCAAAAUCUACUUGGCGUGCAGAGAUUAUGAUCGUUGCGAAGCUGCUCGUCAAGAAAUCAUCGAGAAAACAGGAAAUACUAAAGUCUACAAUCGACAUCUCGACUUGAUGACUCUGAAAUCUGUCAGAGAAUUUGCUGAGCAGUUCUUAAAGGAGGAAGAAAAGCUCGAUGUUCUCAUCAACAAUGCUGGAGUCUUAUUCCUUCCUCACUCAAUCACUGAAGAUGGAUGCGAAGUUCACAUGCACGUCAAUCACUUGAGUCACUUUUUGCUGUCUCAUCUUCUGCUUGAACACCUGAAGAAAGCUCCUCAAGGAAGAAUCGUGAAUGUGUCCAGUGUUGGAUACUCAAUGGCUAAGAUUGACAAGGAUGACUUGCAUUUAGAAAAGUCCUUCGCGAAGUUUAAGGCAUACGGAAACUCUAAACUCGCUCAAAUCCUUACAACUCAACGCUUUGCUAAGGAAUUGCAAGGAACCAAUGUGACGGUCUACAGUUUGCAUCCAGGUGCAAUUCAGACGGAAAUUGGGCGAAAUAUGAACAUUCCAAAGAUUAUUCAAUGGAUUCUCAUGCCACCGAUGCAUUUUCUCUUUGGAAAAUCACUUAAAUCCGGUGCUCAAACUACAAUUCGAUGCGCCGUUGAUCCUGAUUUGGCCACAGUUUCUGGAAAAUACUUCAGUGAUUGUGAAAUUGUCACAGAAAAGCAGCUAAAGUGGCAAGCAAAAGAUGAGGAAAUCAGUGAAUUCAUCUGGGAAGAAAGUCUGCGAUUGGCCAAGAUUCCCAGUGAUUUUGUCUACGGCAAGAAAUAUCAGUAG